Molecule: messenger RNA, 2714 nt
Organism: Aspergillus brunneoviolaceus CBS 621.78
Lineage: Eukaryota; Fungi; Ascomycota; Eurotiomycetes; Eurotiales; Aspergillaceae
Product: 5-methyltetrahydropteroyltriglutamate--homocysteine S-methyltransferase
Exons: 1
Coding region: 359-2329 (656 amino acids)
Molecular function (GO): zinc ion binding; 5-methyltetrahydropteroyltriglutamate-homocysteine S-methyltransferase activity
Source: RefSeq, a predicted model, not a curated record
GCGAGGGAAAGAGACUCCGUGCUGAGCACUGGAAGCUCCAGAAGCAGGCUGGUGUCGACAUCAUCCCCAGCAACGACUUCGCUUUCUACGAUCAGGUCCUCGACCACAUCCAGCUCUUCGGUGUAUGUCUAAGCCCCUCUGCUUCAUGCCCAGGCAUCUUGGCUAACAUUCUUCUUCAUAGGUCAUCCCCGAGCGCUACAGCAAGUACGGUCUCGACCCUCUCGAUGAGUACUUCGCCAUGGGCCGUGGUCUCCAGAGACCCGCCAAGGAUGGCCAGGCCGCUGUCGAUGUUCCCGCUUUGGUAUGAUACGCUUCAAAGCAUGUUGGAUACGAUCAAGGCUAAUACUGUCUCCAGGAAAUGGUCAAGUGGUUCGACUCUAACUACCACUACGUCAAGCCUACUCUUCAGGACAACCAGACCUUCAAGCUCGCUGCUGAGCCCAAGCCCGUUGUCCAGUUCCUCGAGGCCAAGGAGGCUGGUGUUGUCACUCGCCCUGUCAUCCUGGGUCCCGUCUCCUUCCUCACCCUCGCCAAGGCCGACCGUGGCCAGACCAUUGACCCCAUCUCCAAGCUCGAGGAGCUCCUUCCCCUCUACGUUGAGCUCCUUGCUAAGCUCAAGGAGGCCGGUGCCGAGGAUGUUCAGAUUGAUGAGCCCGUCCUCGUCUUUGACCUCCCUGCCAAGUCCAAGGCUGCUUUCAAGCCCGCCUACGAGAAGCUCGGUGCCCUUGGUGACAAGGCUCCCCGCCUCGUCCUUGCCACCUACUUCGGUGACAUUGUUCACAACAUUGAUGUUCUUCCUGCUCUCCAGAGCCUCUACGGUAUCCACAUUGACCUUGUCCGCAACCCUGAGCAGCUCGACACUGUCGUCGGUGCUCUCGGCUCCAAGCAGAUUCUGUCUGCUGGUGUUGUUGACGGCCGUAACAUCUGGAAGACCAACUUCAAGGCUGCCAUCGAGAAGGUUGAGCUCGCCAUCCAGAAGCUCGGCAAGGAGCGCGUCAUUGUUGCCACCUCCAGCUCUCUCCUCCACGUUCCCCACACUCUCGAGAGCGAGAAGAACUUGGAUGCUGAGGUCCGUGACUGGUUCAGCUUCGCUGUUGAGAAGCUGUCCGAGGUUGUUGUGAUCGCCAAGGCUGUUACCGAGGGCCCUGCUGCUGUCCGCGAGCAGCUCGAGGCCAACGCCAAGUCCGUCCAGGCCCGUGCUUCCUCCAAGCGCACCAACGACCCUGAGGUCAAGGCCCGCCAGGCCGCCGUCACCGAGGAGAUGCACAACCGCAAGUCUCCCUUCACCACCCGUAUCGCCGAGCAGACCAAGUCCAUCAAGCUUCCUCUCUUCCCCACCACCACCAUCGGAUCUUUCCCCCAGACCAAGGAGAUCCGUGUCCAGCGUAACAAGUUCACUAAGGGUGAGAUCACCGCUGAGCAGUACGAGAAGUUCAUUGAGCAGGAGAUCGAGGAGGUCGUCAAGAUCCAGGAGGAGCUCGACUUGGACGUUCUCGUCCACGGUGAGCCCGAGCGUAACGACAUGGUCCAGUACUUCGGUGAGCGCCUCACCGGUUACGUCUUCACCACCCACGCCUGGGUUCAGAGCUACGGAUCUCGCUGCGUGCGUCCUCCCAUCAUUGUCGGUGACAUCUCCCGUCCCGCUCCCAUGACCGUCAAGGAGUCCAAGUACGCCGUCUCGAUCUCCAAGAAGCCCAUGAAGGGUAUGCUCACUGGUCCCAUCACCUGUCUCCGCUGGUCUUUCCCCCGUGACGAUGUGCACCAGUCUAUCCAGGCUCAGCAGCUGGCUCUUGCCCUCCGCGAUGAGGUUGUUGACCUCGAGGCUGCCGGUGUCAAGGUCAUCCAGGUCGAUGAGCCCGCCCUCCGUGAGGGUCUUCCUCUCCGUGCUGGCACGGAGCGUGAGAAGUACCUCGAGUGGGCCGUCAAGGCUUUCCGCCUGUCCACUGCUGGUGUUACCGACGGUACUCAGAUCCACUCUCACUUCUGUUACUCCGAGUUCCAGGACUUCUUCCACGCCAUCGCUGCGCUGGAUGCCGAUGUUCUGAGCAUUGAGAACAGCAAGUCUGAUGCCAAGCUGCUCAAGGUCUUCAUCGACGAGGCCUACCCUCGCCACAUCGGUCCUGGUGUCUACGACAUCCACUCUCCCCGUGUUCCCAGCGAGCAGGAGAUCAAGGACCGCGUCGAGGAGAUGCUCCAGUACCUCCGCCCUGAGCAGCUCUGGAUCAACCCUGACUGUGGUCUGAAGACCCGUCAGUGGCCCGAGACCAAGGCUGCCCUGAGCAACAUGGUCGCGGCUGCCAAGUACUUCCGCGAGAAGCACAGCAACUAAAUUCUUUUUACAUAUUUAAUCAGCCCAUGAUUGGGGCGACGAUUUUCAACCCGUCGUCUCGGAGAGAACAAUCUGUCGAUUGUUGUCCGUCCAUUUUCUUAUGAUGAGUUUACGAUGUGAUACCAAAAGUUCAACAUAUGGGUUCAGGGUUUCAUUAGAUGGGGUCCCCGGAGUUUUCAACAUGUCUUUAUGACGAUUUCAACAUCGGCGUCUGCAUUAAACAUCAGCGCCAAGAUCUUUAUUUCUGCCUUUUUAACAGCGGGAAUACUCGGUGAUGUCUGGUGCUUCGCCGGUGUCUUACACAUAAUAUUUCAACAAUGUGAUACCACACGAAGAGGUUGCUACUGUACCACCUCUUUGGCAAUUUAAUUUUUUACUUUUCGAA